Messenger RNA from Rhodofomes roseus, 2397 nucleotides. Its product is annotated as amp dependent CoA ligase. The record is from RefSeq and is a predicted model, not a curated record. The transcript has 18 exons. Lineage: Eukaryota; Fungi; Basidiomycota; Agaricomycetes; Polyporales; Fomitopsidaceae. Bases 266 to 2110 code for a protein of 614 amino acids. Gene Ontology annotation, molecular function: CoA-ligase activity. Gene Ontology annotation, biological process: secondary metabolic process.
CCGGCACAGUCGCACUGCGCUCAUCCCGACUCCCCUACUGCCAGACAGGCGCGCGUCCUGCCAAGGUUUAGCUGCGAACGGAUGAACUGUGCAGCACCUUGGCCCCAACUUGGCCGCAACGCAUGUCUGGGGCAUAGAUCGGGUCCCUUUCACGUGCCCCGGGGUAGCGCGGGGAAAGUCGAUUGGAUGCGCAUUAGACGUUCUCGUGUCAGGUCCUCGCGGGCGUGUGAUCCCUGUGAGCAGGACGCCUGCUAUUUAACCGCCUAUGUCCGCCUUCGUGCCGUCCGUCGCUCGGGAAGACCCCCCUACGACGUCCUGCUCUCUCGACAACGGAAUCACCCUCUCUGCCUCCAUGGCCACCACUGAGUUCCACGGACCCAGCGGGCCUCUUCCUCACGUUCCCGAUGAUGUCACACUCGUUCAGUUCAUGCUCGAUUCUGAUCACCCAUCAAGACCGGUCAAGAGAAUCCUCCAAGGGAACCCCUGGAUGAUCGAGGACGCGACGGGCAGGCAGAUCGGCUACGGCGAGGUGCGAAUGCGCACACAUGGCUUGGCAAACGCGAUAAGUUCGCGCUGGCGCAUUGCCGAAGACGACGUAGUUUGCAUAUUCGGACCCAAUCACGUCGACUAUCCGAUAGCUGUCUGGGCUGUACACCGGCUCGGCGCUACCGUGACUUGCGCGAAUCCGGCGUAUACCGCCGGAGAAUUGCAAUACCAGCUGGAGACCACGAAAGCGAAAGUGCUCAUUGUCCACGGUCAGAGCUAUUCGGUUGCAAUCGCCGCUGCGAAGGCUAUAGGCUUGUCGCUCGAUCGCAUCGUCCUGUUCGAUCCGCUGGAGAACUCGGCGUCGUCCUCGUAUAAGCACUUAACCGUACACGAGCUCAUCAAAGAGGGCUUGGAAAGGCCACAGAGCUAUGUCGAGCGCAAGCUGAAGCGGGGAGAAGGCAGGACGAAACUUGCGUUCCUCAGUUUCUCCAGUGGAACAACGGGCAAGCCGAAGGCCGUGUGCAUCUCGCACUACGCACCCAUUGCUAAUGUCCUUCAGAUGGCGCACCUCGCCAACCAACAACCGGGGCCCUGGGAGAUUGUGAAGUACAGAACGGGCGGUGUUGCCAUGGGAGUGCUUCCGUUCUACCACAUCUAUGGGCUCGUCGUGAUCAUGCACUUCAUGAUGUUCUAUGGGGCCAGCCUUGUUGUUGUUCCCAGAUUCAAUCUACUCGAUUUCUUGGGCAGCAUACAGCGGCAUAAGAUUGGCCUCCUUCCGGUCGUUCCGCCAAUGAUCGUUCUCUUGUGCAAACAUCCGGCCGUCAAGAACUACGACCUCAGCUCAGUUCAUGCGAUCAUGAGUGGUGCUGCGCCGUUAUCGCCCGAGCUCACGAACCAGCUUGCCAAGGUCCUCCCACAAGCAUGCGUAGGGCAGGGAUACGGCAUGACGGAGACGUGUACGACGAUAUCCUUCCCGCAGAUCGAGCAGAAGAUCUGCACGCCGGGUUCGGCAGGGAGACUCGUUCCUGGGGUCGUCGCGCGCGUUGUGAAGCCAGACGGCUCGCUCGCGGGUUUCAACGAGCCGGGCCACCUGAUUGUGAAGGGCCCAGCUAAUGCCCUGCGUUAUCUGAACAACGAAGAAGCAACGAAGGAAACGUUCGUGGACGGAUGGGUACAUACUGGCGACGAGGUCACCAUUAAUGAGACGAUGGAGGUGUUCGUCGUUGAUCGGAUCAAGGAACUCAUCAAAGUUAAGGGCUUCCAGGUGGCGCCCGCCGAGCUUGAGGGCCAUGUCCUGGAUCAUCCAGACGUAUCUGACGUCUGUGUGGUCGGCCUGCCGGAUGACUACAGCGGAGAGCUUCCCCUCGCUUUCGUGACACCCAGCGUCGCGGCCGCGGAACGAAUGAAGAAAGAUCCCGCUGAGGCGGCCAAGAUUCGGACAUCGAUCACGAAGCAUGUCGCGGACGCGAAGGUGAAUUACAAGCACCUGGAGGGCGGAGUGGAGUUCGUCGAGGCGAUACCUAAGAACCCGAGUGGGAAGCUGCUGAGGCGGGUGUUGCGGGAUCGGGCGGCCGAGUUGAGGAAGCAGGGGAAGUUGUCGAAACCGCCCAGGUCGAGGAUGUAACCACCUCAAAUUGAUGGGGGUAGGUAGAUGAAGAUAUUGUAUUUUUUCUUUCGUGUCCGACACUGUCACGCACAUUGUUGGUUGCUAUCCUAAGACGAACUCUUGGGUUCGCAUACAUUGGCUGCCAACUUGCUCAGCUCCAAUCCUACCUGUACGUCGCCUAGUCAUCGUGUGUGUGACGUGACAGUACACGCGGUAGAUAUGCAGGUGUAGAUGGCCCAUGGCUAAGUAUAGGGCGGAGGCGGGUGCCGUUGACUCAGUAGACUCAGCCCUAGAAUGCCGCACGU